Helianthus annuus (common sunflower) is the source of this 2342-nucleotide messenger RNA. Its product is annotated as calcium-dependent mitochondrial ATP-magnesium/phosphate carrier protein 2-like. The transcript has 4 exons. Bases 468 to 1958 code for a protein of 496 amino acids. Lineage: Eukaryota; Viridiplantae; Streptophyta; Magnoliopsida; Asterales; Asteraceae. Gene Ontology annotation, molecular function: ATP transmembrane transporter activity; calcium ion binding. The record is from RefSeq and is a predicted model, not a curated record. Gene Ontology annotation, biological process: transmembrane transport.
ACUCAAUUGUCAAAGUCAAACCAUGUUGGCACAAUCUCAACCCCAACCCCAAAUGAAUCAACCUCCAUAACCACAACCCGAAAACCUCACCAAACUCGACCCGAACUCAACCCGAAUUCAUUCACAAGCACAAUCGCACAUUAUAGAAUCUCUCACAAAAAUAUCCAUUUCAUUCUUCCUCAAUCAUUUCUUCACGCGAUUGCGUAAUAAUAAUAAUUAUAAUAAUAAUAUCUUCAACCUAAUCUCCUUAUUCUUCCACAAAUCAAUCGAUUCAGUAACCUAGAUCCACAACAAUCUUCAACAGUCUGCAUCAUCUGCAACAAUUUGUAACUGUUUUCACCGUAUGACGUCAUCAGCGAUCGAAUCUGUAACCCUAGAUCUAUAAAAUCUGUAAAUCUGUACAAUCUGUUCGGUUUUCGGUACGAUUUGUGAUGAGUUUAAGCGAUUAACGAUUGAUUUGUGUGCGUAUGGCGUCGCCGGCGGUAGAACAACCGGCGGAUCAGCAUCACCGGCCGGCGAACUGUUGUAAUCCGGUGAAUAAGCCGGGACCGGUGACGAUGGACCACGUGUUAGCGGCGUUAGGAGAGACGAAGGAGGAGAGAGAGACGAGGAUUCGGAGUUUGUUUAGCUUUUUUGAUACGUCGAACGCAGGUUAUUUGGAUUCGAAUCAGAUCGAGGUAGGAUUAUCGGCGUUGCAGAUUCCGUCGGAUUAUAAGUAUGCGAAGGAGUUGCUUAGGGUUUGUGAUGCGAAUAGAGAUGGAAGAGUGGAUUAUCAGGAGUUUAGGAGGUAUAUGGAUGAUAAGGAGCUUGAAUUGUAUCGGAUUUUUCAAGCGAUUGAUGUGGAGCAUAAUGGAUGCAUUUUGCCUGAGGAGCUUUAUGAUGCUCUUGUUAAGGCAGGGAUUGAACUUGACGAUGACGAAUUAGCUAGUUUUGUCGAACGUGUCGAUAAAGAUAACAACGGAAUAAUAACUUUCGAAGAAUGGCGAGACUUUCUUCUACUUUAUCCACAUGAAGCAACAAUCGAAAACAUCUACCAAUAUUGGGAACGCGUAUCACUAGUAGAUAUAGGAGAACACGCUGUCAUUCCAGCUGGCAUCAGUAAGCAUGUCCACGCCAGCAAAUAUCUAAUCGCCGGCGGGGUGGCCGGGGCCGCCUCUCGUACCGCCACCGCGCCAUUGGACCGUCUUAAAGUCGCCCUACAGGUUCAAACAACUCACGCUGCAAUUGUUCCGGCGGUUAAGAACAUAUGGAAGGAAGGUGGGAUUUUAUCGUUUUUUCGAGGUAACGGGUUGAAUGUCGUUAAGGUUGCCCCGGAGAGUGCGAUAAAGUUUUACACUUACGAGUUGUUGAAGGACUUCAUCGGUGGUGGAGAUAAGGACGAUAUCGGAACUUUAGGGCGGCUUCUGGCUGGUGGUAUCGCGGGUGCGGUUGCGCAAACGGCUAUUUAUCCGAUGGAUUUAGUGAAAACGCGGUUACAGACUUACGUUUGUGACGGUGGUAAGGUUCCGAGUUUGGGGAAACUUUCGAAGGAUAUUUGGGUUCAUGAGGGCCCGCGGGCUUUUUAUAAAGGGAUUGUUCCAUCUCUUCUUGGAAUUAUUCCGUAUGCGGGAAUUGACUUGGCUGUUUAUGAGACGUUGAAAGAGAUGUCGAAAACUUAUAUUUUUGUUGAUAGUGAUCCUGGUCCUCUAGCUCAAUUGGGGUGUGGGACUGUUUCAGGGGCACUUGGAGCCACCUGUGUGUACCCGUUGCAAGUUGUCAGGACAAGGAUGCAAGCACAUCGGCAUGGUGGCGCUAAUGCAUACAAUGGGAUGACUGAUGUGUUCAUGAAAACUUAUCAAAACGAAGGGGCACGCGGUUUCUACAAAGGACUUUUUCCAAAUCUUUUGAAAGUUAUUCCAGCUGCCAGCAUUACAUAUAUGGCUUAUGAAGCAAUGAAAAAGACACUAGAUCUUGAAUGAUCAUGAUGACAAUGAUGAUGAUGAUGACGACGAUGAGAAUGAAAGUAGAAUAAUAAAUAGAUAAUAUGCCCAUUGUUGGAGUUUACAUGAUGGGUGUUAACUUCCCUGAAAAAGAAGGGUGUUUUUGUAAAGUGAAGAGUAUCUUCAGGGGUAUAUAUGGAAUUUCCUCCAUGUAUAUGUUCUGGUAUACUAGAUUAUGUCCAAUUGAGUACAUUUAGACUUGCCAAUUCUUUGUUACAUCAAAUACAUGUAUGCAAGUGGCAACGGUUUGUUGUUAAUCUUGCUUCGGAUGAUGAGAUUGAUGUCGUGUUUAUCUGUUCAACGCGUGUGCAACACUCCUUGAACACAGUAAAAUGGAAACUGAACCGUUUUAUUUUCUUUUGA